Molecule: messenger RNA, 1532 nt
Organism: Megalops cyprinoides (Indo-Pacific tarpon)
Lineage: Eukaryota; Metazoa; Chordata; Actinopteri; Elopiformes; Megalopidae
Gene: ncaldb
Product: neurocalcin delta b
Exons: 5
Coding region: 344-925 (193 amino acids)
Biological process (GO): calcium-mediated signaling
Cellular component (GO): cytosol
Molecular function (GO): tubulin binding; calcium ion binding; actin binding
Source: RefSeq, a predicted model, not a curated record
UUGUACAAAUAUGCAAAGCAACAGGAGACACGAAUACACGGAGAUAAGUGCAAUAUUUUCUUGAAACAAAGCCAGGCCAUGCGGAACGUCACUGCAGUUUUCAACCCCUCCUCGACACCACUUUGAUGGAAGACCGUCGCAAUAAUACAAAGCCAGAAAGGAUUUGACCCCCACCUGCGAGUCCCGCAUCUGAAGCUUCCCUGAGGGUCAGCUCCACCCCGCCCUGAUCUGAGAAGAGGUACCAGUCCAUCAAAGAGGGAAGGAAGCCCAUCUCAGCGACUCAUAGCACUGGUGUCCGAGGCCCGGGCCAGUUCCCUGCAGCCGCUAAAACUACGAGAUUAACAUGGGGAAGCAAAACAGCAAGCUCCGCCCGGAGAUCGUGCAGGACCUGGUGGAGAGCACGGACUUCACCGAGCACGAGAUCCAAGAGUGGUACAAGGGCUUCCUGCGGGACUGCCCCAGCGGCGCCCUCACCCUGGAGGAGUUCAAGAAGAUCUACGGCAACUUCUUCCCCUACGGCGACGCCUCCAAGUUCGCCGAGCACGUCUUCCGCACCUUCGACGCCAACGGCGACGGCACGAUAGACUUCCGGGAGUUCAUCGUGGCGCUGAGCGUCACCUCGCGCGGCCGGCUGGACCAGAAGCUGAAGUGGGCCUUCAGCAUGUACGACCUGGACGGCAACGGCUACAUCAGCCGGUCCGAGAUGCUGGAGAUCGUGCAGGCGAUCUAUAAGAUGGUCUCCUCAGUCAUGAAGAUGCCCGAGGAUGAGUCGACACCCGAAAAGAGGACGGACAAGAUCUUCAGACAGAUGGACACCAACCGUGAUGGCAAAUUAUCUCUGGAAGAGUUUGUGGAGGGAGCAAAGAACGACCCAUCCAUAGUCCGUUUGCUGCAGUGUGACCCCAGCAGUGCUGGCCAGUUCUAAAGCUUCGCUCCAGAAUGCAUUUCACUUUGCAAUUUUAUUUAUUUAAGUCUUUUAUUUCCUUUUUUAUUCUCACAGUAUUGAUUCUCGAUCAGACCCUGUAGUGAGUGAAGGGCAGUGUCUAUGGGCCUAACCACCAGCACCCGGGUACUGGAGGUGGCAGAGGACCAUUCUACUAAGUGUAGUGCAUACACACACACACACACACACACACACACACACACACACACACACACACAUAUAUUCAUACACGCAUGUAAAAUUACAUAAGCAUGACCACCCAAAUAUACAUGCUCCCACUAGCACAAAACAACACACAUAUUUCAAAACUUACAUCCUGUCACAUGUACCCAAAAAAAAACUGUGCAUUAAUAUACACACACGCAUGCACAUGACACAAAACUUUCCAAUAAAGACACACAAGGUCCCUCACACUCAAGCGAAAAGCAGAGCUUGUACACUUACAUCACAUCCUGCCACACAUGCAUGCAUACACUCAUGCAAAACAUACACAAAAUGUCCCAUCCACAUAUGCUCAUACUAACACACACUAUGUUUCACACAGACACACAAACAUACACACACACUGACUAGCACAAAACAUACACAG